Molecule: messenger RNA, 465 nt
Organism: Dichomitus squalens LYAD-421 SS1
Lineage: Eukaryota; Fungi; Basidiomycota; Agaricomycetes; Polyporales; Polyporaceae
Exons: 1
Coding region: 22-252 (76 amino acids)
Source: RefSeq, a predicted model, not a curated record
ACGCGGGCGCAAGUUCAAUCUAUGCGGCUCAUGAAGGGAGGCCCGAACGUCGGCGCCAACGCGCUUUGUGCGGUCAGGUCAUCCAACACGCGGUCGAGUGUGCCUACCCAGCGCCACGGGUUGAAAAUCGGAUUGACAGGCCAGGACGCUGUCGCCGGAGGCCACAUGGCCACAUGGUACUACCCUCCGGUGCGUGAAAUCCCGUCGGCGUGCAGGGGCGCAGGGUGGACGACGUCCGCACGUAAACGAUGAACAGGGCGUGCGUCCGCGGGGCUCGGCAAUGCAGCCGCUGCCAUCCUUUGUGCGUAGUGAAUUAUAAUGCUGUGGUCGGCGCGAUGGCCGCCCUAAUCCCGCCGGAACGCCUGGUGUGUAUGUUAUUACGCAUAUAAUGCGCCGACGUGGUGGUCGCAAGCGAGAUUGAUCACUGCAGUUGGGUAGACAGCGCUUCGGGAUACCUAGACGUCA